Messenger RNA from Spodoptera litura, 2262 nucleotides. RefSeq names its product origin recognition complex subunit 3 (gene Orc3). Gene Ontology annotation, cellular component: nuclear origin of replication recognition complex; DNA replication preinitiation complex; nuclear pre-replicative complex. Lineage: Eukaryota; Metazoa; Arthropoda; Insecta; Lepidoptera; Noctuidae. Gene Ontology annotation, biological process: DNA replication; DNA replication initiation. Gene Ontology annotation, molecular function: DNA replication origin binding. The record is from RefSeq and is a predicted model, not a curated record.
CUCGAAACGUCAAUCAAACAAAAAGUCAUAACUUUCGCGCGUGUUAUUGAAGAAAUCUACAAAUGGAAUCUACUGUGUCGGUUUCUAAGGGAGUUUUCCUGUUCCCAAAUGGAUAUAAAAAAGGGAAAUCUAAUAAGAAGAAAAACAAUCAAGUAUUAUUCGAAAAGAUAUUUAGGAAUGAACUUUGGUACGAUACAUACAAACAGAACUGGUAUUACAUUGAAAAUGAACUGCAGGAACUCCAUCAUAAAACACAUAGUGUAUUGCUGAAUGAUAUAGUAAAUUACAUCAAGAAUCAUGGAAUCAGUGAGUCAUCAACUUUGGAAGGAAUCAUUCCUAGUGCCACUCUGUUGACUGGAGUCAAUCAACCAGACCAUGUAUCUCAAUUCACAUCACUUAUUGAUCUUAUUAGAAAUGAAGUGACUCCACAUGUUGCUUUAGUCAAUUCACAAGAUGCACCCAGUGUGAAACAUCUAGUAGAAAAUGCUGUUUGGCAGCUAAUUCAUGGGGAUCAAGUAAUGGAUUACGAUGAUGAUGAAGGAGUCAUUACUCAAACCAAGAAGUUACGAAAGAGUCAAUGUACUAUGAAAGCUUUAAGAAAUUGGUACAAUACUAAAUGUAUGUCAUCACCAAGAAAGAAGAAGUCUCAGCAAACUAGAAGAACUCUGGUUAUUAUAAUCCCUGAUUUUGAGAGCUUCAACUGUAAUGUUUUACAAGACUUUGUGAUGAUUGUCAGUUCUUAUGUAUCAACAAUGCCGAUAGUAUUCGUGUUCGGAGUGGCGACCUCAGUGUCGGCGUUACACAAGUCAUUCCCCUACCACGUGUCGUCUAAACUACUGAUCAAAGUGUUUCACUCACAUGCAUCACCGAUUUAUAUGAAUCAAGUGUUAGAGGACAUUUUCUUAACACACACAAGUCCUUUCCAUUUGUCUGGCAAGGCAUUUGAACUGCUCACAGAUGUGUUUCUUUUCUACGAUUUUUCUGUCACUGGACUCAUACAGAGUAUUAAGUACUGCAUGAUGGAGCAUUACUACGGCGACAAUACAAAGUCACUUUGCUGCGACAGAGACAAACUCGAAGACGUUAUAAUGCAGCUUACUGCAGAAGAUCUCGAAAGCAUACGACAGCUAAUGUCUUUCCGACCUUUCCUAGAGAAACAGGAUUGUAAAACCACGAUCAGUCUGUUCAAUGACGAUGAUUUCUUCAAAGAAGCUCUUUACAAGGAGAUGAAUAGAUUGCAUGAUUAUUUAUAUAGUUUCUAUAUGUGUUUGAGACUUCUAUGUGUGUUCGUAAAGGACUUGCCAAAGAAUAUGCUUGGGAAAUCUGUCCGUGAGAUAUACACUAAAUGCGCAUCAGAAAAUGUAACAGGCACGUCGGCGUUCAAAGAUUGCCUGCAGCUAUUAAAGUUUCAAUCACAAGUGAAGUUGGUUGAGAGUAUAAAGAGUGCCUUGAAGAUUGUCAACACGUACUUACAAAAUGCAUCGCCAGUCAAACCGUUGAGGUCUACAUCUUCAAAGAACAAUCUUAAAAACAUAACAUUAAGUGAUGAUCUUGGUGAAAACUUCGUAAAGUCUUUAAGAGUACAUUUAUUAACGUUUCUAAGGCAAAUAGAACAUGCCAACACUGAAACGACUGUCACCAUGUGUGCAGUGUCAGACACCGAAAAUGCAGAUGAAAAUUUUUCUGGAAAUAGGUAUAAAUUGAAAGAGAAAUUAUUAAAAGCGACGAGAUUGGACCGUGUCCAGUCCGAGUUUGAGAUGGUUCGAAGCAGGUUCGUGAGUUACUUGGAAGAGAUGUUCAGUAAGGGGCUGCAGCCGAUGCAGGGACAACCUUUCCAUGAACUGCUGGCCUUCAGUGACGUGGCAUCAGUACGGAAGAAUAUAGUGGGUGCGCCUCGAGCCGCCGUCCACACUGCACUCAGCAAUCCUGUACAGUACUUACAGUGCUCCUGCUGCCAGUUGCCGUCCACAGACAGUGUCAUAGACACACUACCGGACGUAUGUUUGGCGUACAAGUUACACCGCGAGUGUGGCAAGCACAUCAACCUAUACGACUGGCUGCAAGCAUUCGCUGCGGUGCUGAGACCUGAUGAUGACGACGAACAACGACACAAUGAUCCUACUAUACAGUUACGCUUCACUCGCGCUGUAGCUGAACUUCAAUUCCUCGGAUUCAUAAAGUCAUCAAAAAGAAAGACUGACCAUGUAAUGAGAUUGACUUGGUGAUUUUACUGUCCUGUCAUUUUUUCCUAAUUUAUUAAAC